AUGGACGAUCCUAUGGCAAUUCCACCAAAUUCGGAGGAUGGGUUGAACAUGCCAACAGACAACAGCUCAACCACAAAUCCGCUUCUUACCCUCAUUCACGACUUGAAAGAAAACAAUGGUCGACCUGGCAGUGUAUGUACUAUCCUCCUGAAGGUCCUUGCAGGCAAUACUGAUGGUUUAUUUGUCGAUGAUGGGUCAUCAAUCAACUACCAAGGUGCUACACCCAAAGAAAUACAUGGAGAGUUUCGAUCAGAAUGCACCUACACAGCCGAACUAGAUACGCACUUUCCAGAACUCACUGUUGGUGAGACACUUGAUUUUGCAAUAGCUACCCGAUCAUCGCAAUCCCAGUAUGUCAAAAAUGUCAAAGAUGUCUUGGUGGAUAUCUUCAACCUCUCGGGUGCAGUGACGACGCAGGUCGGAAACGGAUUCAUCCGGGGGAUCAGUGGUGGAGAGAAGAAACGUCUCAGUAUUGCAGAAGCUAUGGUGGGGUUCUCUUCAAUUCAAUGUUGCGAUAAUAGUACUCGAGGCAUGGAUAGCUCUACAGCGCUUAGGAUUAUCCAUCAUUUUAGGGAUCUUGCAACGCACCGCGAAGCCACCAUCAUCGUCAGUCUCUAUCAGGCCUCGCAGAGAGCACUAGAUGCAUUUGACAAAGUUACGGUACUUUAUCGAGGGCAGCAGAUAUUCUUUGGUACAUGGGCAGAUGGAUUGAAGUAUUUCCACUCUCUAGGCUUUCAGAUUCCUCCCCAAAUGACGACCGGAGACUUCUUUACGGCUUUGACAAACCCGGCAGAGGCACGACUAUUGGUGCGGGAAGGAAUGGGGUCACAAGUACCUGGCACAGCAGAGGGAUUCCACAAAAUAUGGAGAGAGAGCAAAGAGCGGAAACUUCUACUCAAUGGAAUUAAGAUGUUUAACCAAGAAUGCUUACCAAGAGCUGAAAUGGUCGAUCAAUUACGAAAGCUACGUACCGCUGAGCGAGGAUGGUCUAUCACUCUCCAUACAACGUCACAAUCUUCCGACAAAUCCAAUUGUGCAUCCGUCGAGGUCUUUCAGCGGAACAAGAACAACAUUGCACUUCCAAUAUCCACGGUGAUCGGAAAUACAAUCAUUGGAGUGAUUGUGGGAAGUGUAUUCUACAAUCUCAGCCAAGCAAGCGACAGCUUGAACCGGCGUACCAUCUUACUCUUCUUUGUCGUUCUUCUGAACUCGUUCAUGACAGGAUUCGAGGUACUUGCUGUUUGGGCCCAACGACCUAUAGUAGAGAAGCAUUCAAAAUAUGCUUUUUACCACCCUUUCACCGAGGCCAUCUCCGCCAUGCUGGUUGAUUUGCCAGCCAAGAUUUUCACAUGUUUGUUCUUCAAUAUUGUCAUAUAUUUUAUGACGAAUCUUCGACGCACGGCGGCUGCUUUUUUCACAUAUUUGCUGUUCUCCUCUACCGUACUAAUGACGAUGUCAAUGUUCUAUAGAUCCAUCGACUCUUUAUCGCGUACCCUUCAAGGCUCCAUGGUCCCUAUUAAUACUGCAAUUGUUUUCUUUAUAAUCUACACCGGGUUUGUUAUUCCGGAAAGAUAUAUGCAUCCUUGGUUUUCUUGGAUCCGGUUUCUCAACCCUGUGGCAUUUGCUUUUGAGAGUGUACUAAUCAAUGAGUUUGCCAAUCGAAGAUUCGAGUGUAAUCAAUUCGUCCCCUCAGGUCCAGCAUACGACGCAAUUUCUACCUCUGACAGGAUAUGCUCUAGUGUUGGUGCUUUGCCGGGACAAACCUUUGUCGAUGGAACAACUUACUUGAAAACUGUCUUCAAUUACUCCCCCGAUCAUCUUUGGAGAAACUAUUGGAUCCUCCUGAUCAUGAUGCUUGGUCUUUGCGCUACUCAUAUUUUAUCAUCCGAGUACAUUCUUGCCAAGAAGUCAAAAGGCGAAGUUCUGCUCUUCCUGUGCAACAAAGCUCUUAUAUGCAAUCCCAAAAUGGACGAGGAAGCGAAAGCUGGUCAAAGUCCUGGUAUCAAAAAUCUAAUAGACGAGAAGAACAAGCAGCCUGAAGCACCCAAGGGCCUAAACGACCAUUCCUCGACGUUCUGCUGGGACAAUCUUUGCUAUGACAUCAAAGCGGAAGGAAAGCCCAAGCGACCUCUCAACGAAGUUAAUGGCUGGGUUAAGAAAGGUACACUAACUGCGUUAAUGGGAGCCACCGGGGCUGGCAAGACAACCAUGCUUGAUGUGCUUUCCUAA
This is a messenger RNA of Glarea lozoyensis ATCC 20868, 2229 nucleotides long. Its product is annotated as P-loop containing nucleoside triphosphate hydrolase. Gene Ontology annotation, cellular component: membrane. NCBI's taxonomy places the organism in Eukaryota, Fungi, Ascomycota, Leotiomycetes, Helotiales, Helotiaceae. The record is from RefSeq and is a predicted model, not a curated record. The transcript has 5 exons. Gene Ontology annotation, biological process: transmembrane transport. Gene Ontology annotation, molecular function: ATP binding; ABC-type transporter activity; ATP hydrolysis activity. Bases 1 to 2229 code for a protein of 742 amino acids.